Molecule: messenger RNA, 5558 nt
Organism: Pocillopora damicornis (cauliflower coral)
Lineage: Eukaryota; Metazoa; Cnidaria; Anthozoa; Scleractinia; Pocilloporidae
Molecular function (GO): protein binding
Source: RefSeq, a predicted model, not a curated record
CCAACCACGAAGAUCCGAGAUAGCGAUAGCGUUCGUAAAUUUCUUUUUCUCCUUAGCCUUCUGGCCCCGUGCAAGGCAAAACGAGUUAAGUUACGUCCGACUGUGUGGCCUGAUGGGCUGUUUGUGUCCUCUCUCUACGCUGAAAUUCACUUUUACGGCGAGAUUUCCUUGACAUCUGUGCGGAAAUUUUCGGUCUCAUGCUGCAGUUGAGCUUCGUACUUCACUAGUCAUUGAUUCAGUGAUGUACGGUGUUCUCCAACAGCCGGUCAAGAGACCAGGAAAACCAACACCUUUGAAUUUCUAAGCUUCAUUUUUACUACAAUUGCCUGUAAAUAGCUUUAAAAAAGAGGAACGGGAUUGACAUGGAACAAGAUCCAAAGGCUGCAAAAACUUCAUUUUCCGGGACAAGGUCCCUGUUAUUUUGGUGUCGACAACAGACAGAGAGUUACAACGAUGUGAAUGUGUUUAACAUGUCGACUUCAUGGCGGGAUGGUUUGGCGUUCUGUGCGAUUAUCCACCGUUACAGGCCGGAUUUGAUAGAGUUCGACAGGCUGUCCAAAGAGAACAUCAUGGAAAACAAUGAGCUUGCUUUUAGUGUGGCAGAGAAGCAUUUUGGUAUUCCAAUCGUACUUGAUGCAGGUGACAUGGUAGAAAAUAUCAUUCCAGAUAAAUUGAGUGUUAUCACCUAUGUCUCGCAGCUGUACGAGUACUUCAAGAACAGAACUCCAGCAAACCAGGGCUAUUCCACUAAGAUGAAUAUCCAGCCAAAAACACGAAGUGAAUCUACAGGUCACAAAGGCAGCAAGCGUAUCUCACCUUCCCAUCAGAUAUACCUCUUGUCAGGUCAUGCAAAGAGGGUUGCUACAGCCUUGCGGAAUGUUUUCAAGUCUGAUGCUAAAGAAGAAUCAACCAAGAGCAAGGAGCAGGGUCAAGGCAGUAAAUAUUUAAGCGUUGAACCUUUAAGGACAAACCAGGAAACAAACAGAAAUACUGAUGAACUCAUCCCAAGUGCACCAGGAAAAUCACCAUUGCUGGGAAAUGAUUGUUUUAUCUGUCACAGCAGAGUGUUUCUCAUGGAAAGACUGAUUGCAGAAAGGAAGCUGUUCCACAGGGCAUGCUUCAGAUGUGAUAAAUGCAAAGCCUGCCUUCGACCUGGAACAUAUCAUUACUUUCCUAAUACCCAGAAGUUCUGCUGUUUAUUUGAUUGCCCAGGAGGUCAGAGGGAAAAUCCCAUAAAAAUUAAACUAGAACCCUUAACAAAUGCUGCCCAGCAAAAACAAACAGAGGAGGGUCCAUCACCUGAAUCUUCUCCCAAUCUGUCCGAUAACAAUUCUACAAAACCAUCUGAUAAAAGCCCACUUCAGAGACAGUUCUCAGUUGUUAAAAAGAAUGCAAUAACAUUAGCUGCAUUGCCACAGCCACUAACCCAAGGGAAACCUCGUGUUAUGAAAAGCCAAAAGCAGUCACACUCAUCACAGCGUUAUGACAGGUCACAGGCAAAGAGAAUUGAGCCUGGUGAGAAAAAACGGCGAUUCUCUGGUGGAGGAAGACCCAGGAAAAAACGUGAUGGGAAAGGAAGAUAUUUUGACUCUGAGGAACUGGGUGAUCAGGGAAAUUCCUCCUGGUCACCAGAAAACAAAAGACGAGCUCCUGAUAUUAGUCUAGUUGAUGAUGAAAGUGAUAGUGUUAAAAAUAGCAGUAGUGAAGUGGUAAGCAAGACCUUGAGUGUGAAGGUACCAGAUGAUAGUUCAGGAAUUUCAUUAUCAAAGUCUCUUUUUGUAUCUGAAGAACAGCAAGAGGAGGAGGAAAAACUUAAACAGAAACCUGAUGAUCAAAGGUCUACAAAAGAGCCAGAAUCGCCUUCUGUGAAUCUUCUUUUUUCUUUUAAAGAGGAAUUACUGAAGAGGGCAACAGAAGGUAAAAUGGAUAGUGAUGAUGAUAAGGUAGCGAAGGAAGGUGAUACUGAUUGUGUUACACCAGAAUUUUCAAAUCAGGAACCCAAGACAAAAUUAGGAAACAGCAAAACUGGAGACAGUGAUUCAUUGGAAAAUGAAUCUGAUAGUCAUGUCAGGAACUCAAAAGAGGACAACUUGGAGAAGCCAGACAAUCAGCAUAAAUGUUCAGAUUCUAGUGUCCAAAGUGAUUCAACUAAGUCAACAAAAUCAGUGUCAUCACGGAAGACAAGUGUUUCUGAAGAGUCUGAGCCUUCAACAGCUGCCAAGGGUGUACAAAGACUGCGGGAAAAGUUUCUGAACAUUAAUGACAUGAUUGAUGAAAAACACAAGAAUAACUUGGCGAAGAAAAGUGUUGAAAUUCAGAGAGAACUAAGGUGUGUCUCUGCUUGGAAACAACAGACAGAAUCUCAUCAAGUUACAUCAAGGAAACAUUCAAUAAGCUCUGGAAAGGCAGCUGAGGUAAAGAAACCAAGCUUUGGUACAAGUCGGCGGAGUGUUAAGGAAUUAAGAAAAAUGUAUAUGGACAAUGGAAGUAGUGAAAGAAAAUCUGUUGGAGGGAAAUCAGAUAUAGUACCAUCAAAAUCUGAUAAUUCCUCCGCAGGAAUUGAACAAAAGUCAAAUAUUACUGUUACAGAAAAAACAGCUGAUCUCCCUUCAAGUGAAUCCAAAGAAAAAUCUGAUUCUUCUGAGCUUGGAAGUGAAGAAAGUACAGAACAAGCUGAUGAUCAUACAACUGGGUCUAAGGACAACAAUAAUUCAUCUGACUCUAGGGAUACUGAAUUUGUUACCUUACCUGAUACUUCUACAGAUAGAUUGCAAAGUAUAGAUGCAAAUGACAACAUAGUAAUUAUAAAUGUUGAUCACACGCAACAAGAUGAAAGUGUUUCAAGUGACAGUCAAAUUAGUGGAGGGCCACCUUCUACAGAAAAUGAUUACUCGGAGACUAAGUCUGACCAGGUGUCAAGCGAGGUUCCAUCACUUCAAGUUGAACCUGCUAGUCCUCAUUCUCCUAAUCAUGAACAAAAUUCUCCAGGGUUAAAAAGACAUUCAGCAUCCCAUGACAGUGGUAUUGAUAUGCCUUUAUAUACACAAAGUAAUUUUCAGAGGUCUCUGUCAGCUGAUGACAAAAUGUCUGCAAGGAAUUUGAAAGUUGCAGCAGAAUUUUCCUUCUCAGGAAGUGAUUCAUCUGUGUCACCCACUGAAAAACAACUGCCAAGAGAAAGUUUGAAAGAUUUGCAAACUUCAGGUGAUCCAUCAUCACCAGGUAUUGGCUAUUUGCCUGAGAUUCAAUGGUCCUUGCCUUUAUCAAGUGAACACAGAGCAUCUUUUAGUGGCUCUAGUUCAUCAUGCAGCUCACCUAGAAUGUCCAUCAUCAUAGCUCAGGAAGCAGCUACCACCAAAAUUAACAGCAGAUUUUUCACUGUUGAAACCAUGGAACCCUGGGACUUGGAAUAUCAUAGGAUUGCAGAGGAGCAUCAAUGUGUCAUGGAAGUUGAGGGAGAAUUCUGCUUUGGUAGAGAAAAUAGUAAAACCAGCAGAGCAGAAAGAGAUGCAAUUUUCUCAUUGCGGGGUGCUAAGAAUCACGGCUGUAACAGUACUGAUCUGAUUAAGGAGGAAGAAAUAACACUUUCUCCUGCAGAGAUUGAUACUGAAUUACAGUCUCUGGAGGCAUUACACAGAGAGCUGGAAAGACGGGGAGUGAAAAUUGAACACAACUUGAGGGAAAGUAUGGACUCUGAAAGACCCUUCAAUGAUUGUGAGGAAGAACUUCUGAGGGAAUGGCUCAGUGUGGUUCAUGAAAGGAAUGUGAUAAUGAGAAGGGAGUCAGAACUGAUAUACCUGUAUAGCCACAGUACCUGAAAACAGCUGGAAUCAGAGACCAGAUUACACCAAAGUUGCAUUUUCAAGAUUUUAUUGCUAGCAGCAGUAGUCUCAAGUGACAAUGAAUUUUCUUCAGAUGCUGAUUAAAAUGUUUGAGCCUUUUCAAACUGUUGUGUUAACCUCUUUCAGCAGCAAGCACAGUCUCAAGCAACGAACUGUAGAAAUUAGGCUAACGUUUUAGACUGUUGUCAAAGAUUUUAGCAGUUGUAACAUCUUUCAAUUUUGGUGCAUUUUGUAUUUUAUGGAAUUCUCUGAUUGAUAGCAGAAUAAUUUUGAUUUCAACGGUCGGAUAGUUUUGUACUUUAGACAUUGACAGGGAGGUGUAGCGUCACAGUUCUCAUCCGAACACAUUUUCUAGUUUCUGGUUUUCAAACUUUUUAUUAGGAAUAGUCGAGAAGUUGAUAAUGUUUUUUUGUUCCUUUUGAUGUGAAAGGCUUUCAUGUACACUGUGGUCUAUGAGGGGCUACUUAUUUUUAUCAAACUUAAGCUGUUUUUGAGGAAAAACCACUCUUAACCAUUUAAUCCCUGAGUAGCCAGCGUCUAAUUUCUCCUUACAAUAAUACUGGUGAAUCAUUCAUUUAGAUCAUGAGAAUAAAGGAAAUGAUCACAACCUAAGAAGCUGUGAUUGGUAAAUGAAUUCUCCUUGUCAGUAUCAAAGGAAAUGUAUAGAGAAGAGUAAGAAGAAUAUGCAUACUGAUGUUAGGGUGGAAACGCUUAACAAUGUUCUAUUUAGCCUUUAAGUAGGCCCCCAUUAUAAAUGCUGCAGGAUGCACAUUUCUCUCCCCACAAGAUUUGAGACAAGUCAGGGAUAGGUUUGCCUCAUUCUCAGUACUCAAUCCCUUGAAGACCUCUUGCCAGCUCCAGUCGCUGAAGGCCUCAUACUUUCCCUGUGAACUUGUGCUGAAAUGGCCUGCUCACAGGCUAUCUCCUAUUUGGCCAAAUUAAGUGUUUUAUUUGAAUAUUGAUUAGUGUGAACAUUUCAAAGAAGGCUGGCAUCUAACACUUCAUAAAAUAAUCUAAUUUUUCACUUCAAACAAACCACUUUUAAAGAAAUUUGCUGGUCCAUAAGUUGUUUAAACCAUAGCUUGAGCCAGACUUCAUUUACAUGUACAUCCUACAAAGUUUCGCAUUACCUUUGUGGAAAGGUCAGAACAUUUAAUCUUGACAUGAGUAGAUUACUGGUUUAACCAGCACUGCUGAGCUUUGCUUGAUAUUUCUGUGCUUAGAAUGAUUAUGAGAUGGUUACAAUAUGGAUUAAAAAAUUAUUUAGAUUCUUUUUCUUUGCCUUAAUGCUUUCAAAACUGUCCCAUUUUAAUUAAAAUAAAUUACUUAAUUUAUCAAAUUGGGUUCUAGGCCCCUAUGGUGUCUGGUACAUAGCUGCUAAAGGGUCAUAGUCUUUGAAAGGGUUGGUUUUACAAGCCUUGGUUAGAGCAAGACAGGAUUAAUUUUUUGGACUUUAUCUUGCAUUUAAAUGUUUGGACAGCAGGCAGUGAUUUUUGACACACCUCCAAAUUGCAUGUGUGUUCAAAAGUAACAGAAGUGUUGUGAACUUGAGGUUGAAGGGUGAUACAUGAAGAACUAUUUUUUUGAAAAUUAAUGUUAGUUUAGGUUAGGUAUAACACUAAAAAAAUGUGUAUGAUAUUCAUAAAUAUCUAUAUCUUACACUAAGAGGUUAACAAUAUACAGAUCAAAUAGAACUUUCAAUAAAAAAUAUUUUUACAA